Messenger RNA from Adineta ricciae, 1842 nucleotides. NCBI's taxonomy places the organism in Eukaryota, Metazoa, Rotifera, Eurotatoria, Adinetida, Adinetidae. The record is from the annotation of a GenBank genome assembly.
AUGGCUGAAAGUAGUUCACGCAAAAGACCAUUCAAACCAAAUAUAAAAAUAAUGAGACCAAAGCGUCUUCAGAAAUUUCUCAAGUUAACUAAAAAUGACGAAGAAGAAAUCUUUCAAGAAUAUCGAAUACUUGAAGAAUACGAACGAUUAGGUGCGAUGUUCAGUGAAUCGAAUACAGAUCCGAAGAAAUUGGACAAAUAUCGUUAUGUAGAUAUCCGUGCUCGAGGCCCAUGGAAAGACACUGCGAUUCAUUUGACAGGCAGUCACCGUAAACAUGAUUAUAUCAAUGCAAAUUUAAUCACGAUGCUUCAUAAAGAUCGCGAUUACAUCGCUUGUCAAGGGCCAUUACAAAACACAUGCGAAGAUUUUUGGGACAUGAUUCUUCAAUAUCGAAUUUCGAAAAUAGUCAUGUUAACUAAAACUCAUGAGCGACAUCCUGACGAUCCUUCCAAACUUGUUGAGAAAUGCUUUCAAUAUUUUCCAAAAGAAAUCAACAUUGCGUUAAAGUUUAGUUCAAUCAUUGUUCAAGUUAUAGAUAUUGAUUUGAAAACGAAAGAUCUUGAAAUUCGUCAUCUUCAAAUAACACGACAUAAUGAUCAACAUACUGUUAUUCAUUUUUAUUUUACUGGUUGGCCAGAUUUCGACGUUAUCGAACCAGGACGAUUUCUUGCUCUCAUCGAUCAGGUGAAUCGCACAGAAAAUUGUCCGUCGGACGCUUGCAAAAGUAAUCGAAAUCAAAUAUCACCACCAAUGGUUGUUCAUUGCAGCGCUGGUGUUGGUCGAACAGGUACUUACAUCGCAAUAGAUGUACUUAUGUCUUUACUCGAUUGUCCUAAUUCGGACUCAUCGACAGUGGAACUUGAUGUUAUGGGUACUGUUCAUCAGCUAAGAUUAGCACGAAAUAGAAUGGUUCAAACAAAGGAACAAUAUUUAUUAUUGUAUCGUUGUGUUAAAGAACAAUUGGAACGAAUGAAACGAUUUGAUUCUGAUGUCAGCCAGAUUGAGACAUCUGACAAACACAAGUUAGAUUGUAAAGGUCAUCCUUGCAUCAGAUGUAACAGAUGUCGUGAUUGGUAUUUUACUGGGGAUCCGACGACAUUCGAUUGGCUGCGAGGUUACAAACAUUGGACUAACAAUGAAAAGCUUCGUUAUAAUACUUAUGAGAGCGUUAUUCACCAUGAGGGUCGUGAUUAUCAUCGUGAAGGUCUUUAUGGUACCAAGGUUAUUGGUGUUACUCUUCAUCGUUAUUAUUAUCACUCUAAGGAUGCAAGUCAAAUUCCAAAUCCUCAACGAUAUCAAAUUACUAUUAAAGAAAACGAUGGUUUCGACGAACGCGAACUUUCAAUUGACCGAAUUCUGAAAAAAGGGUCAUCGAAAUUGUACAAAUUGAAAAAUAAUCAGCGAAAACUUGUUCAACAAAAAAUUUAUCAUCCAGGUCAUAACCGAACAUACAAAAUUGACUUUGAAGGGUUUACACCCAAAUGCACAAUAAGUGAAGAUUCACCAUUCGAUUCCAUUGAUUAUUGGUCACAAAUAGUGAAAUCUUAUGGUGGAGAAAAUAAAAAAUAUGCAGAAAUUGUUGUCGAUGACGAUUGUAAUGGUGAAUGUUUGAUAUGGUCAGAAGAAUACAUUAGUCAACUAUUGGGAAUAAAUGUCUACAAACGAUUGUUUGUUCGAAAAGCGAAUAUGAGACCAAUCAAAAAAGAUCGAAUACUGUACGACGCAAAAGCCAAAGAGACUAAAUUUGAGUUUUCAGAUGUAUUUGUGAAUUGGAAUUUAGGGGAAAUUUCCGAAUCAGAAUAUGAAUUUCCCAUGGAUGUCAAGACAUGCUCCGACGAGUAA